AUGGCGGAUCUCCUCGGUUCUAUCCUCAGCUCCAUGGAGCGGCCGCCUCAGGUCGGUGACCAGGAGAGUCGGCGGAAAGCCCGAGAGCAAGCUGCCCGCCUCAAGAAGAUGCAAGAACAUGAGAAGAGGCAGAAGGUGGAGUUCAGGAAACGGAUGGAGAAGGAGGUGUCGGAGUUCAUACAGGACAGCGCACAGACCAAGAAGAAGUUUCAGCCAAUGGGGAAGAUUGAGCGCAGCAUCCUACAUGACGUGGUGGAGGUGGCUGGUCUGACUUCAUUUUCCUUUGGGGAGGAUGAGGAGAGCAGAUAUGUGAUGAUCUUUAAGAAGGAAUUUGCUCCGUGUGAUGAGGAGCUGGAAGCGUAUCGGAAGGGGGAGGAGUGGGACCCGGUGAAGGCCGAGGAGAGGAAGAGAUUGAAGGAACAGGCCCAGAAGGAGGCGGAAGCUGAUGCCCUGAGAGGUCCCUCCUGCGUCAACCCCAACACUGACUACAAGGACAAAUACAGUCACCUUAUCGGAAAGAUGGCCGCCAAGGACGCUGCUCACACUCUGCAAGCCAACAAGGCAUAUGGCUGCGUUCCUGUUGCUAACAAGCGAGACACGCGCUCCAUUGAGGAAGCUAUGAAUGAAAUACGUGCUAAGAAGCGUUUGAAACACGACGAUGGAGAGUCUGCAUCCGGCACCUCCUAA
Staurois parvus is the source of this 687-nucleotide messenger RNA. The record is from the annotation of a GenBank genome assembly. NCBI's taxonomy places the organism in Eukaryota, Metazoa, Chordata, Amphibia, Anura, Ranidae.